AUGGCGAAUCUGCAGAAGGACGUCGAGGCGCUGGACCGCGUGCUGUUUCGCCUCGCGAGUGUCGAUGAUGAGCGUAUGCUGCAAGUACUUCAGUCUCUGUUACCUCAUCUACUCUCGCUCUUCCCGCGGUCGCUCGUAACACCGCUCGAAUUACAGCUUAAGGACAAGAUAUUACAAGUGGUCUCCCAUAUCAAGACGCGUCUUCAGGCACUAACGCACCCCACGCUGCCAUUAGACACACUGUGCCAAGUACUGCAGCAAACAGAGCUCUCUGUUUUCUCAUACAAUCUCGCACUUUUUUUCAUUGAAUUGGGAUUCGACGCUGCGUCAAAAGAGCAACAGACAAAAGUGUUGGCAGCAAUUGUCAAGACUAUUUCAAGAUUCUCAGCUACUCAGCAGGAAAUUUUCUUUAGGUUAUUGGUACGUGCCAUGCCUGUCAGUGCCUCUGCUAUUUUUCCGACCUUGAAGGAAGCAACUGGAGGAAGAGUAGAUCAAGAAGAAGAGAAAGACGAGGUGGUCAGUGGUGUGGUGGAUAAAGUAUACGAGGCCGACGCCAAUGUUGACGUGGUGCUGGACUUUUUGUUGGAUCUGGUACUGUAUGAGCUUUCGUCCUCAACAAGUGCAAACGUAACGGUGUUUGGCCUAAUGAGGCCACGAGUGGACCGACUCGAACGAGUCAAGGUAUCGGACCUGACCCGUGAAGCAAUUUACGAACGCCAACUCCAUGCUUUGAAGCUUGUAAAGGAGAUGGCAAUUCCGACAAAAUUCAAACUGCCCGUUUAUCUUGCUGGCAGCGCUUCAUUCCACCAUGCAGUUAAGACUUUCAGCGAUGAGCAAUUAUCUCGUGUGAUUAAAUACGAGGAGAUAGAGUUAGAAGAUGCUGAUGUGGCACGGCGCUUGAUGGUGUUGGUACUCGGCAGUCAAGUAGCUCAGAGUUCCGGAACUUUCGAGGGCGCUGAUGCAAUUUUGCUGGCGAAUCGAACGCGCUUGGCCGACAGAAGUAUCUUGCAAACCCUGACACUGCUUUCGGCGUCCACAGUAGCAACGAAUGUGCUUCCCAUGAUGCUGCAACUGUUGUGCCAGUUAAUGUUUGGCACUGACCCGUCACGACCGCCAAGCAUGUCAAACAAAAUCAAGCUAGCGAGUGUGCGAUUAUGCCAGUGGACAUUCCAUCAUACCCAGCUUGCGUUGCUUGAGGGACUGCUCGGUCCUGUAGUGUUUCCAACCUUGCUACGCCUACUAAUGAACCCUCAUACUAAGAGCGAAGCAUCUAGCGCGGAUUUUGUGCGGGAAUUUCGUGAGGGUGUUUACGAAUCACUAUCAGUGCUUGCAAACCGUGCUCCCUUACUUGUUUCAACAUCUGAGCAGUCUUUCCAGGUAUUACUUGUGUGUUGUCUUGCGGAGGAAGAUGAUCGAACGGGCGUGGGUGCGGAUGCUCUGAAGGCGUUUACAUCAUUCGCUAAGGCAUAUGCGGCAGCAGCUACAUCUGAAGUGCGGGUAAAGGUGAUUCAAGAACUGAUUGCACUACUCAAUGGCUCCAAGCUCUUCGACCUCAGCAAAAAUUAUGCGCGCGUUAGAGGGGCAAUAGCUGCUUGGUGCGCUGAAUUGUUGACUACUUCUGUCCCAGAAAAAGAUGACAUUGCGUUGCGCUUCGCCGUGAUGCGACUGGAGUUAGUUCCUGACGAAGAUACCCGGCGCUUUUCCAAUAAAGCAUUAUUCGCCAAGCCAUUUCCAUCCACAGGUAUACUCGCACGAAGUCUACAAGCAACUUUUCCGCAGCACCUUACAACCAAGAUGCCUGAUUUUGCAGCCGAACGUUGUGUCCAAUUUUGUGUUGAGAUUCUUAAGGCUUCUAAAGGAAGUGACACACAGGACGAGCGGAACUGCAUCGUGGAGCUCAUUACGCGUUUACUUUUGAGGUCAACGGAGCAACAUGAGUUUGAUGCUGCCCGAUCUUCUCAAAUUUUUGAAACAACAGCUAAUGCGCUUGUGGAAGUAUGUGAAUUUGACGCUAAAAGUGUGAGUGAUAUACUUUCCGGUCAAGUGGUAAAACUUUUCGACGUUGCAUCUGUUAGCCAAGACCGUACAUUCCUGUCGAAUAUUUCUGCAAUUGUGAUGUGCACCUGCAGAGCUGGACAGCUCUGUAUCAGCCAAGUCGUGUCAGAUACCAUUGUUGUUGGCACGACCAGGCUGACAUCAAGCAAAGCGUCAGCGAAGGAGUUGUCUGGGGUGCUUUAUGUCCUCGGCAGUGCGUUGAACUACAUUGAUUCUGAAUACCUGGUAGAUGCUAUUUCCAUUGACGAGAUGCAACUGAUUUUGCUGUGCUUUCGGACGAUGGUUGAUCUUCUUCAUCACACGGUAAAAAAUGGCUCGGAUAUUACGAUGUAUCCGAGAGGUGAAAGAGCUCAGAAUGAGCAUUUGGCGUUGCUGAGAAGUGCCUUGGAUGGAAUUGGUCUCAGUGGUACGCUGACGAAUUUUAUGCGGAGUUCUGUGGGUGUUGAGUGGAGUCUGCUCAAAAGUAAAACGCUUGUAGACUUGCGACUAGUGGUUGAGUGGAAGCUAAAGGCUGUCCAAUUUGAUGACCAGCUGAGUUUAAAGUUGGAGGCCAUAAAGCAAGUCUCAAUCGAGAAUUUAGGCCGAGCCGUAUCAGGUCUGCCUGGUGUUAUAUCUUCGGAUUUGUCAAGUGGCGUCGAAGACGCCCUGAAUGCUCUCUUCGAUCUACAGAUGGAGAACGAUACCGAAAUGCAAUUUAAAGUAGGUGAAGCGCUCGUAGCACUCGGAACCCAUGAUUCAGAGGAGAGUUAUGCGGUGCAUCGUGACUCGUUUUCAUCGAAUCGUGCUGCCGCAAUUUUCGAGCGGGUGUUAGCGGAGUAUGCUGGAUCUCGACAACUCAAACAACGCCGGAACGCCACGGUGUGGCUCUUGUGUAUAUGUGCGGCAGGCCUGACAACACCAUCGCCUGGAAAUGAAAGUACACCAGUAUCUGCAACGUCGUGGAAUAGCGUGUUUAGAUCUGCCGCGUAUUCACAAUCAGUUUUAAGUGUACACGAGUUUUUUGUGACGAUGCUGAACGACACGAAUGGAGUCGCAAAAGAAAGUGCGGUGAAAGGACUGGCAUAUCUGCGACUACGUUCGCCAACCGACGAAAUGGGAACUCAGUUCAGCGAAAGCCUAUUCCGACGACUGCGAUGUUUUCGAGCUUUUGCUUCUACAAGUGAUGCCGUUGAUGAUGAUGAAAAUGGCGAUAUCAGUGACAGAGCGGUUGAUGGACCAACUGCACCUGUUGCGCCUUCACCAUCAUCAAGAUCUAUCGUUGAAAAUGCAGCAUAUCGAGAAGUCAGCAAUGUUGCAGCUGAUGUCGGCGAUCCGGAACUCAUGUAUGCGUUGUUAUACUUGAGCACUAAUGACCCGAUUUGGGGGUCAUUGCCAACGUUGCCUACAUCUGCAGGGAUGCUAAGAUCUGGCAUGUUCUCUUUCGUCAUGAUCGAUAACUGCUUUCGCGCUUCGAUCGCCGCCAAAGCUGGCAGUCAGUGGAUGGCAGACGACUACUCCAAAAAAGCAAAGCUCGUUCCAUGGUUGUUUCUGCUGAAGUUUCAUUCAAAUGGCAAAGUGGCAGCCGUCAUGGGUAGCUUGUGGGAAUUAGCUAAAGGAGAUCCUGCAACUGUUGCUAUAGCUAAGGGAGAAAAAACGGUGCUUCGACCGAAUUGGGCCCUCUUAUUUCAGUUUGCUCUGACGCGGCUCGAAAAAGCACGGAAUUUCAAGUACCGUGAAGCCGCAUGUCUUGCCCUUAUUGAUUUGCUCAAUGGCGCCGAAGCGGAUGAAUUAAGGGAAGAUUUUGUAAGACUCUGGAUUACUGCAUCUCGCGCGGUAGAUGAUGUCAUAGAGACGGUCGCGCUUGCAGGUGUAAAGCUGUACCGCUACCUGGGUGAAACGAGUUUGCGUAUUGCUGCAAGCGAUGCAGUGUGCAGUUCUCAACUGCUAGAUUUCUUAGUUGGAAACGGAAUCGUGAGCAAAAAUACAAUCUGCCGCGCACUGAGCAUUGACGUAUUGUUACGCCUCGUAAAGACGCUAAAGGCGUUUGAUAUUCAGAACCGCCUUGCACCGCUAUUGUUGAAGUUACUGGAGUACCUGUCGUCGCUGGAAAUGCCAGAGCUGCAGUACGCUCAAUUUCACGUGGAAAAGAAAGAUCAACUAGAGCGAUUGCGUGUUUCCAUUAGCCAGGCAGGACCUGUUGGCCAACUUUUGGAAUUAGCAACAGCGCGGCUGAAAGAUCUUGCUGGUUCUACCUGUUGUGUUACCGUGGUCGCUGAACUUGUUCGUGGCGUAGCCAACCUGCUGAAGUUUGGUGUCGGGCUCAACACAAGAGUGGGUACUGCUAAUUUUGUAAUAUCCCUAGCGGCUGAGCUUCCCUUUGAGCUCCGCAAGUGCAAUGGGGCGGAGUUGCUGCUGCGCCGUGUACUACUUCCGUACGUGAGCAUGAAGACAGCGGCUGAAAAUGAUCAGUAUGGGGACGAAGAGAGUCGAUACGGUAGCAUAAGCAGAGGUUUCUCCGUCGAAGGGAGUAGUUCGACUUUAGCCGCGACUUCGGGGUUGACGGAUGGACUAGUAGUUCAGAGCUACUGUCGAGCUGCCGCAUACUUGUGCCCACUUGUCGAUGCAGCUUCAGUUCGUGACUACGUCCGAUCUGGAAUUUUCGCUUUCAACGCCUUUAGUAUGUCUACCAGUAAGACCGUCGGUCCUGUUUCUCACGACACGGAAAUUGAAGAGGCGGAGGCGGCGGAAGGUACCCGAUCAAAAUCACUCAAGGUAUACACGAGUCGAUUUUUGCUAAUUAGUGCACUAGCGACGAUGGAGCUUGUGAAGAAGGUUCCACCAAUCGCAGAUGCAGACACCGUGGUGCUCGAUGAUUUGCGUAAUACAUGGUAUUGCACGCAUGUCUUCCCCGCCGCGUUUAUCGGCCAGUUUGCUGCUACAGACGCUCUCAAAAGCUCGUGGAUGAUUGUGUUGGACGAGUUACCACCCACGGUACUUUACUCUACGAGAUCAUUGGAUGCUGUACUUCAUGCUGUCGCGCUGCUCUUGGCACAUCCAGCUUGGGACACACGGCGACAGGCCGCUCGAGCUUUGCAAGCGAUUUUCGCGAGCGCCACGUACCGCUCAAAACUCUCUAUGGAGCAAGUUGCACGCAUCUGGAACGAGCUGCUUAAUGCUGUGCCAGGCCGUCUUUGGAGGGGCAAGGGUGUAAUUUUGGAGUCCAUUGUCUCUUUGUCGGCUGUAAAAAUGGAAAACGAAGCAACCGACAACGAUGGUAAAUGGACCGAGAAGUUGUCGCUGCUUCUUGCUGAAGAAUGUGCUCGCGCAUGGAAGAACCAAGAUUUGGCGUAUCUCGAGAGCGCAAUUGUAAACCUAGGAAAGUUUUCUGCAUUGUUGCCUGCUGGUCAAUGCAAUUUGCGUGCGUCGAAUGUGCGGUAUCUGAGAAACUCAUUUGCUGAGUGGAUGACAGGGAACAAAAUGGAGUCCUCCGAGUCUUCCAAGCCGUCGUUGCCACCGCUGCUUAUAAAAUGCGUAUUUGAAGCGCUUGCGCUUAUGUGGUCUCCCCUGGCAGCAACACAAGAAACAACAGAUAGCAUAGAUGUCGAGACGGGUGUGGAGACAAUGUUGUGGCUUUGCGCGAGCGUAGAAUCGCCUCAUUUGGCCGCCUGGAGUAUUCGAAGAGCCAUUUUCCAGACUUUGGCUGCAGUUGUUAAUCGUGCAACUCUCCAGGGGCUUGGUGGAAGCAGAAGUGUUGUCGAGCGUCUUGUCGAUAGCUGCUGCGGAUCGUUUGGUGUAGCUGACGGCAAGUACUCGAUGAUUCGUGUCGCCGCAGCUGGAACUCUUGUGGCGUUGUUAAAACGUGCAGUACACAACGCGGAUGUGGCGUUAAAUCUGGUAGUCCAGCGAGAGCGCGUGUCAGCUGCAAUGCAAACGCUGCUGGAGAGCGACGAAGCGCCGGAACAACAGGCAGCUUAUAAUCUAAAGUCUCAGCUAUUACUGAUGCCUUAA
Molecule: messenger RNA, 6042 nt
Organism: Peronospora farinosa
Lineage: Eukaryota; Oomycota; Peronosporomycetes; Peronosporales; Peronosporaceae
Source: the annotation of a GenBank genome assembly